Molecule: messenger RNA, 1308 nt
Organism: Haliaeetus leucocephalus (bald eagle)
Lineage: Eukaryota; Metazoa; Chordata; Aves; Accipitriformes; Accipitridae
Gene: NUP42
Product: nucleoporin like 2
Exons: 7
Coding region: 1-1179 (392 amino acids)
Cellular component (GO): nuclear envelope
Molecular function (GO): nuclear export signal receptor activity
Source: RefSeq, a predicted model, not a curated record
AUGUACUGUACUAGCAGAGGAGGAGGAGGAGGAGGAGGAUGGGGUACUGCUAACCAGAAAUACACUAAUGUUAUCCAGCCAUCUACCUUUAAGUCUAAUACAUGGGGUGGCAGCAGAGAUCACGGAAGAGGAUUUUUUGGCUCCUCUGAUUUUGGAUCAUCGGGCGGCAGCAGCAGAAGUGCAGACUUUUCACAGAACAGAUUCUCUGCAUUAAUGAACAGUCAAAAUAUUGCUGAUGGCUAUAAAGAUGAAGAGGAGAGACUUCUUGAAUGUGUAGUGAAAGACAUGGAAAUUUGGGAAUCUUCAGGACAAUGGAUAUUUUCAUCUUAUUCACCGAUGAAAGAAAAGCCGAAUGUCUCAGGCUUUCUAGAUUUCUCACCAGAGGAGUUGCAUCUGGAGUAUUAUAACUGCAGAGCAAACAAUAACAUUCAGAACUAUAUAAAUUCUGUCCAACAGUUAGCAAAACAAUGGAAAAAUCGGUUGCUUCAGUUGAAAGCUUUAAAUGCAUCGACAAAAGCAGCUUUGCUAUCUGAAUUAAAGAACACAGUCACUCAACCAUUGCCUUCCUUUGGAUUUGGAGGACAGCAGACAUCGAGCUUUGGGUUGUCAAGCUUUCCUGUGAACAGCAGCAGUAACAGUGCUAGCAGUUUCUCCUUUAAAACAAGUUCCACUCUCAUCAGUGGAUCAUCUGGAAACACCCCUGCUUUUGGGAGCUCUUCUGCUGGUUGUAAUCCUCCUGCAUUUGGUGUGACGUCCUCUCCUAGCGUAUCCCACUCUGUUGGUUUUGGCAGCCCGGCAGCUCCAUCUGCAGCCUCCUUCUCAUUUAAAACUUCUGAAACAACUAGUGGUUUUGGAACUUCUGGGUUUUCGGGGUUUGGCAAUUCUUCUGCUGUAAACUCUUCAAGCACCACUCCGCUUGCAGCCUUUGGAGCUUUUAAUGCAGCAGUAGCAGCUUCUCCCUCACAUUCAAGCAGUACUUUAUUUGGACAGACUACCAGUGCCUCUGGACAUAACAUAACAUCAGCGUCUUCUGCAGUCACAAACAAUACUACAGCAGAAAAGUUAUUUACACCAAAGAGUGAAUUAUCAGCUGAAGAGUUGAAACAAUUUGAAGCAAAAAAGUUUACGAUGGGAAAGAUUCCUCUUAAGCCACCACCAUUAGAACUCUUAAAUGUUUAGGACUUUUAAGUUUAUUCUGAAAUAAUAUGUUUUUGUAACUUCUCUGAUACCUCAAGUACCCGAUUUUGUGGUUGAGUAAUGAAAUAAAAUGCUUCUGUUUGAGUUAAUUUUUGUUUCACCUCUAAGUCU